Medicago truncatula (barrel medic) is the source of this 3678-nucleotide messenger RNA. Its product is annotated as kinesin-like protein KIN-12F. The record is from RefSeq and is a predicted model, not a curated record. Lineage: Eukaryota; Viridiplantae; Streptophyta; Magnoliopsida; Fabales; Fabaceae. Gene Ontology annotation, molecular function: microtubule motor activity; microtubule binding; ATP binding. Gene Ontology annotation, biological process: microtubule-based movement. The transcript is spliced from 16 exons. Bases 157 to 3483 code for a protein of 1108 amino acids.
AGGACAAUUUUGGAAUUUAAAACAUUCAUAACGUUCAUCUCAGUUCAAACCAAAACAACAGCUCCAAGCAACAACACACUCUUCAUCUUCCUCUUCCCUCUCUUUCCUUCAUUUGAAUCUCUCUCUCUCUCUCUCUCUCUCUCUCUCUCUCUAACAAUGAAGCCAAAGAACAACAACAACAACAACGAUAACAGUUUCUUCGGAACCUUCACUUCAACUUCAAUCAAAAACCUUCUUCCAAUUUCAUCCUUCCGUAAACCCAUUUCUUCAAACCCUAAAUCCAAUCUUGAAAACGUUCCUCCACCAAAUUCAAACAUACCCAUCACUCAUAACCAAAUUCAAUCACACCCCAAAUCACAAUUUUCUCAUAAUAACCCUCACGUUAAGGUUGUGGUGAGAAUUAGUCCUGAUGAAAAAGAGGGUGAUUUGAUUGUUAAGAAGUUUUCUUCUGAUGGUUUGUGUGUUGGGGAUGAACAGUUCAAAUUUGAUGAUGUUCUUGAUGCUGAAUCCAAUCAGGAAGAUGUUUUUCAGUCGGUUGGUGUUCCCUUGGUUCGAAAUGCUUUAGCUGGUUACAACACUUCAAUUCUGUCAUAUGGCCAGUCUGGAAGCGGAAAGACUUAUACAAUGUGGGGUUCGCCAAGUGCCAUGGCUGAGGAUCCCUCGCGUCAUAGUCAACAGGGAAUUGUUCCUCGGAUUUUCCGAAUGUUAUUUUCUGAGCUUGAAAGAGAGAGACUUAUGUCUGACCAGAAACAGUUCAGCUAUAAAUGCCGUUGUUCUUUUCUUGAGAUAUAUAACGAUCAAAUUGGGAAUUUACUCAAUCCAAACCAGCAGAACCUUGAGAUAAAGGAUGACUCCAAAAAUGGGUUUCAUGUUGAGAAUCUGAUAGAGGAAUAUGUCACAUGCUAUGAUGAUGUGGCACAAGCUCUGAUUAAGGGCCUUUCAAGCAGAAAAACCGGAGCAACAAGCUUAAAUUUUAAUAGCUCUAGAUCACAUGUCAUUUUCACUUUUGUCAUUGAGUCUUUGUGUAAGGGCACCACAAAGGGUUUCAGUAGUUUAAAAGCUAGCAGAAUCAGCCUUAUCGAUCUUGCCGGAUUAGAUGGGGAUAGUGUUGACAAUGGGAGCAGCCAAUAUCUAUGGGAAAGCAGACAUGUAAAGAAAUCGUUAUCUCAGCUUGGGCAUUUAGUGGACGCUCUUACGGACAAAUCUCAGUCUAGAGAAGAUGAAGACAUUCCACACAGUAACUCCUGUUUAACUCGAUUGCUACAAGAAUCACUUGGUGGAAAUGCUAAACUCUCAGUAAUAUGUUCCAUCUCCCCUCAUAACAAGAGCAAUGAUGAAACAGUCUGCACACUCAGAUUUGGGGAGAAAGUAAGAUCCAUUAGAAACAAGCCAAUUAUUAAUGUAAUAAACGAGGCUGACGAUUUGAGUGGUAAAAUCCGACACUUGAAGGAAGAACUUAUUAGAGUGAAGGCUGGUGAUGUUCAUAGCUCAGUUGGGGGUAAGAAUGGAUGCUUCCAAGGACAUAACGUGCGGGAAAGCCUUAAUCAAUUGAAAGUCAGCUUAAACCGUUCUAUACUCCUAUCUAACUUAGAUAAUAAUACUGGUGUAGCUGUAAAUGUCGGUGAGGAUGACAUACAGCAAUUACGCCAGCAAAUUGAUGAAUUAGAUAGUUCAUGUGAAGGGGUUCCAAAGUACAUUUCUGUCGGUGAAGAUUGUGUUCAGUUUUAUUCUUUUGAGGAAAAUUAUGAUGCAGACACAACCAUAGGUGAAGAAAAUUCUGUUGGUGAUAGCAUUUCAGUCAUUUCAUGCAGCAAAUCUCCAAUAUUUGAUGGACCAGAGUUGUCCGAGUCUCCAAAAUUCAGAAAUAACCAAAGGAAAAGUGUGGCUUUUUCAUCGAGUUAUCUAGGAAGUGGGAACAAUGUUUCUGAGAGUUCAACUUUCGGGAAUGACCUUUCAGGAAAAUUGUUUAAACGGGGUGAGCAUAUGCAAACUUCAUUACAGUCAGGCAAAGCUGAGUCCUUGGCAGAAAGUCUCCAGAGGGGAUUACAGAUAAUUGAUUAUCACCAACAGAACUCGCCAUUGAACAAAUCUUCAAGCUCCUUUUCUUUUGGCCGUUUAACUUUGACACCAUGUCUAGAAAUCGACAAGGUUGAACCUUAUGAUCAAACAAUACAACAAAACAUUUCUAAUGAUGAAGUAACUUCCACAUUCCUUUGUGCAUCUUGUCGUACAGAUUUAACAGAUAAAGUUCCAAAACAUUUGGAAAAUGUAAGGGCAAAAGACCAAAUGAGAGAGACGGAGCUCGAGAGUGUUUGUAAGGAGCAAGCAGCUAGAAUUGAGCAACUAAAUCAAUUGGUGGAGAAAUUGAAAGGAGAGAAAAAUAUGAACUCCAUUUCUGUGUUUGAUGAGGGUGAAGAGUGUAGCUCCAUGAAGGAUGAAAACAAGCUUCUGAGGAGCAAUUCCUUGCAUGGUCAUUCGCUGUAUGUUAUAGAGGAAAAAUGUGAAAUCAAAGAAGUCCUUGAAGAGUUAGAUCAGAGAGAGAUCUCUUUUGAUUCAACUGAGAAAGAAUCACUACUCAAGGAAAUUCAGAGUCUUAGGAGCAAGCUGCAAUUAUAUAGUGAUGCACCAGUCAAAAUUUCUACAGACAAACUGAGAACUUCUUUAAUGUCAAGAUCCAUACAACUGCAAAAAAGUGGAGUAUUUUCUCACGAUAAUAGGAAUGAGGAGCUGGAAAAUGAAAGAGAGAGAUGGACAGAAAUGGAAAGCGAUUGGAUUUGUCUUACUGACGAACUUAGAGCUGACCUUGAGUCAUACCGCCGGCGUGCAGAGAAGUUGGAAACUGAACUGAAGUUAGAGAAGAAGGGUGCAGAAGAAAUGGACGAUGCACUAAAAAGAGCUGUUAACGGGCAUGCAAGAAUGGUAGAACACUAUACUGAUCUUCAAGAAAAAUAUGAUGACUUGGCUUCAAAGCAUGAUGCUAUGAAGGAAGGGAUAGCCGAGGUGAAGAAGGCAGUGAUAAAAGCCUCUAAAAAAGGUAAAGCACGCUUUGCCAAAUCCCUUUCUUCUGAGCUUUCUGCAUUGAGGCUGGAGAGGGAAAGGGAGUCAAAAUUAUUGAAAAAAGAGAACCAGUGUUUGAAAAUACAACUUCGAGACACUGCUGAAGCUGUUCAGGCUGCCGGGGAACUACUUGUUAGACUAAGAGAAGCUGAACAAGCUGCAUAUGUUGCAGAGGAAAACUUUGCAAAUGUCCGACAAGAUAACGAAGAGUUAAAAAUGCAAGUGGAGAAGCUGAAUAGAAAACACAAUACAGAGAUUAAUACCAUGAAGCAGUAUCUUGCAGAGAGCAAAUUGCCAGAGUCUGCAUUGAGGCCACUGUAUCAAGAGGAUUCUGAUAUGAAACACAAUAAUACAACUUCUUCCUAUGCUUAUGAUGAUCAAGCAUGGAGAGCAGAAUUCGGAGCGAUAUAUCAAGAGCAUUACUAAUUCAUCGAUACUGCAAUCACCUGUUUGUCUGGAAGUAGAUCCUACUUGGAUCGAAAGGAACCCGUAAAGUCAAUUUUUAGAUAUUUUUUCAAGUUGUGAUCUAUCAAUCAACACUUGGUCUAUGGGAAGUAUAAUUCUUUGUUUGCUUGUAUACUUAUAAGUAAUAUAGUAGCAUUUUUUUUUGAGGGAAAGUAA